Amyelois transitella is the source of this 1731-nucleotide messenger RNA. Its product is annotated as protein I'm not dead yet. Lineage: Eukaryota; Metazoa; Arthropoda; Insecta; Lepidoptera; Pyralidae. Gene Ontology annotation, biological process: monoatomic anion transmembrane transport; citrate transport. The record is from RefSeq and is a predicted model, not a curated record. Gene Ontology annotation, cellular component: membrane. Gene Ontology annotation, molecular function: succinate transmembrane transporter activity; citrate transmembrane transporter activity. Bases 1 to 1731 code for a protein of 576 amino acids. The transcript is spliced from 17 exons.
AUGGAAUCAGAGCCAUCAGAGAGUAAUUUACUAAUAAUAACGAAACGUGAUCGCCUAAAAUUGUUCGUUAAAUUGUAUUGGAGAUCAAUAGUUCUGAUAACAACUCCAAUUAUACUAAUACCCAUAGCAUUUAUAGGUGCUAAUAAUGCUUAUAGGUGUUUUUAUAUAUUUCUCAUAAGUAUAGUUUACUGGGUAAGUGAUAUCAUGCAUCCAAGCAUAACAUCGAUGAUUCCAAUCGGUUUUUAUUCAUUGAUGCAUAUGAUGGAAAAGGAAUACGUUACGCAGGCUUACAUAAAAAAUGAGCUACUGGAUUGCCUAGGAAUCAUGAUAGUAGGUGUUGCGAUAGAAUACAGCCAAGUUCAUAAGCGUGCAGCUGUGAAGAUUUUGAUGACCUUCGGCUGCUCGCACUACAGGUUGAGUUUUUUACUAUUUUUCGGCACUAUGUUUCUAUCGAUGUUUGUCACUGACAUCUUGGCUUGUGGUCUGAUGCUGCCACUUACUAAAGCGAUUCUCAUGGAACUGGAAAAAAUGGGAAUUAUCGAAAUGUAUGAAUCAAUCGACAAAACGAAGCAAAAGUCCGUAUAUCAUGAACUAAGACAACCACGACCUACCGAUUUUACCGUAUUCUAUUUCCUGGGGAUAGCUUACUCGUCGUCAAUUGGAGGGAUGGCAACUAUUAUUGGCAGUCACGUGAAUCAAAUAAUGAAAUCUUAUUUUGAAUUAAUAUUUCCUUUAGGACCGAAAAUAGAGUUUCCACAUUUUAUGCUCCUCAACCUUCCGGGGAUUCUAAUACAAGAAGCCCUUCUGUAUUUAUGGAUGAAUUCCUAUUUUAUGGGAAUGUUCAGAGCAAAUAGUACGAUAGCAUUAGAGAUUGGUAUGAGUGAGGAAGAAGCAGCCUAUAUAAAGACAUUGCUGGACAUUCAGUACCAACAGCUGGGGAAGAUCAAGUUCCACGAAAUAAUAGUAGGCGCAGUGGUUGUAUUGACUGGCAUACUCCAAGUCAGCAUGAUUGCGGCUCAGUUUAGGCAUACGGACCACACGACUUUACACAGCCACAUAAAAACAUCAGCACCGUGCCUCAUAGGCAUUAUUUUAUUGUUUGCAAUACCGACGAAGUUGGACUUUUUGGAGUUCUUCAAAAAACGUGAUUCGAACUCGGAGCCGUUACCUCAGCACCAGACCAAGGCUUGCCUGAACUGGGGCCUGCUGAGACGUGAAAUACAAUGGAGUAUUCUGUUCACUAUAGGCGGUAGUUGUUUCGUCUUCGAAGCACUGAAAGACUCUGCCAUGACGGUUGAAUUUGAAAAGUUCCUGCUUCUGUUCAGCACGUGGUACCCCCCGAUGUUCGUGCUGGUUGUCAUCAUUUUCUGCAAGGUCCUGACCGAAUUCGCCAGUAAUCCUUGUGUGGUUUAUUGCUUAAUGCCCAGCAUAGCUAAAUUGGGUGUCAUGUGUAAUAUCAACCCACACUGUCUGAUGAUGGCCGCCACUCUCUCCUGCGCCCUUCCCUUCCACAUGAUCACAGGAUCUCCUACAAACGCGAUGGUAGCAGCUUACGUUUACAUACGACCAAGGAAAAUGAUGUAUGCCGGAAUAGGUCCAACAGUAACGGCAAUAUUCGUAAUUUGGUUCACAGUAGUCGUGUGGGCGAAAGCUAUUUGGACUGAUAUCCUUUUGAAACCCGAUUGGGCGAGGCACAAUACUUUUAUGACAAUAAACAAUAAUAUCCAAUGA